Molecule: messenger RNA, 1213 nt
Organism: Myodes glareolus (Bank vole)
Lineage: Eukaryota; Metazoa; Chordata; Mammalia; Rodentia; Cricetidae
Source: RefSeq, a predicted model, not a curated record
UUGCGCAUCUGCUCCACUAGGGGCGCUAGACUCCCUUGAAGGUGCGCUCACUAUCUUCGCAGGGCUGUUGAGGCCAGUUGGGCUCCCGAGCCCCACGGUUGUUCAACAGGUUUUUGGCGCCUGAACGAGUCCAGAAGACAGAAUCUGGACAACUAGGACAUUUUCUUUUGGCACUCAUGGUGGAGGCAACGACUUGGUGUCUAGUUUAAACAGACAAGUUCUUCCAACCCAGAGAGUGGGCAGCUAUGAAGCCCAAGCACAGAAAGAUAGCCACAGGACAGUGGACCAGGAGGGCUGUGGCCUACCGCACUAGGUUUACAGCCAUGAUGAAGAUGCCUCUGAGUAUGAGAGGCGUGCCACCUCUCCAGAAGAGGGACGGGCCAUCUCUCCAGAAGCAGAACCCGGGCAGGCCUUUAGAGGCCCUGGAGAACAUUGUCGGCUGCAGAAUUUCUCAUGGAUGGAAAGAAGGCAAUGAGCCAGUCACCCAGUGGAACGCCAUCGUUCUAGAUCAACUGCCAACAAAUCCUUCUCUCUAUUUGGUGAAGUAUGAUGGGGUCGAUUGUGUCUACGGAUUAGAGCUUCACCGCGAUGAAAGGAUUUUACAGCUGAAGAUCCUGCCUAAUAAAGUGACAUUUCCUCAGGCGACAGACCCCCACCUCACAAACAGCAUAGUUGGCAGAGCAGUGAAACAUGAAUUCGAGGGCACAAAUGGCUCGAAGGAUGAGUGGAAAGGGAUCGUCCUAGACGAGGUGCCGAUCAUGAAGACCUGGUUCUACGUUACCUACGACAAAGAUCCGGUCUUGUACAUUUACCACCUCCUGGAUGACUACAUUGAAGGCAAACUCCACAUCAUGCCAGAGCAUCCUCCAGUAGACGUGACACCAGAAGUAGGCAGGGAUGUCAUGAUAGGCAAGUGUGUGCACUACAACAAAAGUGACGGAACCAUAAAGACAGGCAAAAUCAUUUACCAGGUUCCCACCAAACCUUCCAUGUAUUUCAUCAAGUUUGAUCACGACACCCUUAUCUAUGUCUAUGAUUUGGGGAAGAUCCGUUAAAGUGAAAUUCACAAAGUGUGGAGCAGCAGGCAUGAAAUUGUGUUUGGGGGAAAGAUUCUUUUUUUUUUUUCAGAGAUACCUAAGGUCCUGUAAUAACCCCAGCAUCUUUUCCAAUGGAAUUUGUCUUGCUCUAAAAAUAAAAAUUUGUGAACAUGCUG